Myotis daubentonii (Daubenton's bat) is the source of this 1230-nucleotide messenger RNA. RefSeq names its product proline rich 30 (gene PRR30). The record is from RefSeq and is a predicted model, not a curated record. NCBI's taxonomy places the organism in Eukaryota, Metazoa, Chordata, Mammalia, Chiroptera, Vespertilionidae.
AUGUUGCCUCAAAACAAGGACCAAGGGCUGCUACAGAAAGCAGCGCCCCCUGGGCGUCCCCCUCAGGGCCCCUCACAACUUGUGGACUCCCUUCCUCAGAACCUUCAGCCUUUGCCUCCGCAGAAAUCGCUCCCUCUUGCCCCUCCACCUUGCUCCCCUCCGCCACAGUCCCACUCUCCUGGCUCCCAUUCCUCCUCUUCUGACUCAAAUUCUGACUUCGUCCUACAACCCUGCUCUUCCUCUCUCCCAAGUUCCCCCGCUUUCUUUCAUCAGAGUUGCCGGUCUCUCUCCCUUCCACGUUCCUCCUCUCCCUCCUGCCAUCUAUACCCCUCUCCGCCCCCUGCUCAGUCCUCUAAUCCCUCUCAGCCACAGAACUCCUCUCUCCCACCCUGCCAGUCUCCUUUCCACUCCGAAGACCUACCUAGCUCCACGCUCACUUCCCACAGCCUCAGCCUACCUUGUCCUGGGGUCCACCCCAACAGGCAGACAUGGCACUGGCAUCAGCACCAGGACACCCGAUCCCCUGGGGCGGCGGAGGGAUGCGUGGCAAGCGAAAGGGACGCUGCAGAGUUCAGGAACCCGGGAGCCCUGGCCCAGGCCCUGGUGGUGCAGCUGGGGUACCGUCGCAUCGCACACGACCUUCGGUUACUCAUUUUGCAGAGCCUGUGGCUAGGCAGAACCGACCAGCCUCCGGUUGUGGAGUACCCUAUAUGCCUGGUGUGUCUCCGGCCCCGCAGUCCCUCUUGCCCCACCCCCAGGUACAGGACUGGACCCCGGCUGCUUGCCUUCCCCCAGCUACUGCCCGGUGCACAAGACCAGGAAUCGAGACCACUCCGCAUAGGCAUCGGCUUUGCUCUCCGCCUGCCUCAAGGCCAGGCCAGGACGUUGCAUCUGUUGCCAGAAAGAAGACCGGAGGAAGCAGGACCUCAGGGCGAGGCCAUGCAGGCCCCUGGGUAUCAAACCCACGCAUUUCAGGCCCCAGCAGCUCCGGCCUGGGCAGAUUCAGCCUCAGGCAAACCCUCCCUGACCGGGAGCCUCAGGUCUGCAGGCCCUCCAUCACCAAAUUCCACUCAAUGUUCAGGGCCUCCGCGUCAGGCACUCAAACAGGCCGCGGUCUCCCUGAAGCCCGGGCUUUCGUCGGCUCCAAGGCCUGCCUCUCCAGAGCCUAUUCUCCAAAAGUCGCCAUCCUAUUUCCAGAGCCACGGAGGCUCACUGGAGCACCUCUUCUAA